Messenger RNA from Pelobates cultripes (western spadefoot toad), 17469 nucleotides. NCBI's taxonomy places the organism in Eukaryota, Metazoa, Chordata, Amphibia, Anura, Pelobatidae. The record is from the annotation of a GenBank genome assembly.
CAACGACAGCGAUAGAAAUAGAGAGGGAGAGGGAGAGAAGAAGAGAUACUUAGCAUACCUUAGCAAAUGGAAGUGGGUUGCCAGCCAGUGAUUAGCUGCAUUCGCAGAGUAUGAAGAUGGAAUAUCCAAUUGCUUAUCUGCUCUGAGGGGAAAAAGGAGGAGGAAAAUAUAUAAAUAUCUAUUGAAAUACACAACAAUAAGUUCCAACUUCUUCAAAGCACGAGGAGCAAGAAGACAAGCCGCCUGGCACACAUUGUGCAGCUCUGGAGAGGCUGCUGAAGCCAUCGACAGCACUGCUUGCGUGGGGGAUCAUCGUGGGGUGCGACAUCCACACGAGAUAUCAGAGUCACAUUCCCCACUGCUCCCAGCAAGAUUCUGCUCCCACGGAGUGACAACCACACUGCCCAAUACAGCAGGGAGUCAUCAGUAGAGCAGCGUAUACUGCCUGUGGGGUAAGGUGCUCUGUCCUGCGUGGGUCCAUCAUCCCUUUCACUAUGGUUACUACGAGAUGUCCACCUCCCACCAUUAUAACGUGCAAGAAAAACAACAUAAAUAAGGCUUUUCAUUUAUCCUGUAUGAGAUUCACCUUGAUGUACGAGACAGAGAGGGGGGGAUUAUGAAGGCUGUGUGAUUAUAAUGCUAAUCUAGUAAUCCCGUGUUAAUCUAGUGCUGGGUGCAGUGAAUAACCCCAAGGAAAGCAGGCUGAAUGGGCAUUCCGACCGUGGAAUUCCAUGGCUUUCACUGCCUGUAAGCUGUGCAGUUAUUUACUAUUAGAUAUAUACAUCCAUGGUGAAACUGUCAGUAUUCCUGCCAGAUGUACUAACAAUAAUAAUGAUUUAACCUACAAAAGUAUAUACAUCAGUAAACACCAAUUUAUAUUUUGUAUACAUAUCCUACAGGUUUCUGUCUGUGUAGUGGCUGCUCAUGCAGUGCAGGCUGCAAUGCCCACCUGCCUGUGUGUGUAUAUUUGUAUAUAUAUAUAUAUAUAUAUAUAUAAAUGCGUGGGGAUAUUUUUUUAUCUAUAUAUACACUAUAUGCAAAUAUACAAAGACAGACAGGUGGGGGGGCAAUACCCAUCCAUCCAUUCAGUUAAUUGUAUGGGGAGAUCAAGAGUGUGCAGAUCCCCUCAAUUACGCAGAUUCUUAGGUUUUCCGAAACUUAAAAAGAGGGAAGACAGGACCCUGCAGCCUCCGUGCUGUCCGUCUCUCUCCUGCAGCCAGCCACACACACAUACACACACAGCAGGAGGCAGUACACUGUGCGAGAGAGAGAGCAGGGAUUGCCUGAAAUGCCAUGUCCCCGCCCCUCCACACAUGCUGAUGCUGCUGUGAUGGCUUGCAGGAGGAGAGACAAGGAAGGUAAGAAUCCUUCAGAGCUCGGCCAUGCUAAUAGGGUUGGUUGUUGAGGGAUUUGGGAAGGCAGCAACUGUGGGUGAGGGGCUAAUUGUGGAGUAGACAGAAACUCCUACUAUUCUGCCCAGCCCACUGUACUCCAUCUCCCACUAUUCUGCCCCAGCCCAACUACCCCAUCUGCUACUAAUUUGCACCAGACCACUAUACCUCAGAGCCCACUACCCUGCCCCAACUAUCAAUUUCAACUCUCACUAUCCUGCCCCAACUGUUCACUCCAACUCUCACUAUCCUGCUCCAACUAUCCAGUCCAACUCUAACUACACUGCCCCAACCCACUCUAUCCCAAUUUUCACUUUACAUCAGCUCCCACUAUCCUGCACCAGCCUACUACAAAUCCCACUAUCACAUUUUAGACCAUUCUACCAUAACUCCCAUAGUCAUGUCCCAAAUCAGGCUAUUCUUCCUCAGCCACUCUACUUCUAACUCCUACUAUCCUACCACAGCCUACUCCGCACCAACUCCCACUAUCCUGCCCUAACCCACUUUACUUUAACUCCCAAAAUACUGUCCUAGCCCCUCUACCCCAACUCACUAUCCUGCUCCAGCCCACUCUAACUCUAUUUCUCACUAUCUUACCAUAACUCCCACUAUCCUUCCCCAGCCCACUCUACCUCAACUCUCAUUAUCCUGCCCCCAACUCACUAAAGCUCAUCUCUCAUAUUCUGCCAAAACUCCCAAAAUCCUGCCCUUGCCCACUCUACCAUAGCACACUAAUAUUCCCCAGCCCACUCUGUCCCCAACUUCUAAUACAGUCACAGCCAUCUUUCUUACUCCAGCCUACCACAGCUCUCACUAUGCUGUGCCAGCCGACUCUACUCAAACUACCACUAUUAUUCUACUUCCUCACUCACAAAGUCACUAAUCCCAUUCUCAUUCUCAUCCUACAUGAGCCAAACUAACCACUUUAUUGGAACUCCCACCACUUCCCUGCCCAUCCCACCCCAUCCAGAAAUCUCACAGUAAACUAUACAAAGACAGUGCACGGAUCAGGCUACAUUCUAUCCCCACUGCCAAUUGCUCUUCGUAUGUAGUAACUCCCAGUACCCAUAUCCACCACUGUUCAAUAUUAAAAUAGCUGGAGAACCAAUACAUACACCCCUUCAAGCACACAUUGCCUGUGUCAAAUAAUAAUUAUUUUUUGGUGGUUAUUUUUUUUUAUUUAUUAUUAUUAUUAUUAUUUGUUGGCGCUUUACAAUUAUAGAAUGGGGAUAUCUGAGAACAAGAAGUGAAAAAGUCAUGACUCUAACGAGCUCACCAUCUAUGAGCAAGGGGCAAAGACAAACAAAAGGAAGAACAGCACAGCUGUGGUUAGGAUGGAUUGAUGGAUAAGAUGCCAGUGUCAAAAUAAGCUCGUCAAAGUGGUGUGUGGAAGAGAGUCUAUAGCAGAGACGGAACAACUGGAAUAAUGGAUAGCAUAAUGUAUUUCCACUGAUGGACAUGCACUGCACAAAGAUAGACCCUUGCGCUGCCAUGUGCUCACAUUCAACAUUUAUAACCUUCAUGCAUUUUGAUGCAAGCCUGCAUGAAUGCUGCUAAUAUAUAUGCAAGUAGAAAUGCAGGAUUCUUUUAUUAAACAGGAAAUUGUUAUUGUAGAAGAAUUGACAAGGGGAUCAAAAAUUUUAGGCAGAGUAGAGCUGAAAUAGUACAAGUUUUUUUCCAGUUCAUUAAUUUUGUCCUAAAUUUUUAAAAGUUUUAUAAAUACCAGAGUGUUCAAGGACCAUUAUAGUGUGUACAUUUAUGCCUUUAUAAAACCAUGUAGUUAGAUGGAUGUAUGUCUGUAUUGGUGGGGACUCGGGAGAUUAAGGAACCGCGCACUCAUAAAUUACAUUUCUAAAUUCUAUAAGGCUACUUAAAAUCACUCAUCUUGGCAAACAAAUAUGGGGAUUCCAUAUUGCCAUACUGUGUUAUGCAAACUGCUACUUCACAGUACCCCAAAAUCGGUGGGUCCUAAACUAACUACAACAUAGGAGUUAAAUCAAAUAGUGCUGGUACUAAAAAAUAUGAAGUAUAUUUAAAUAAUAUGUUUGUAAGAGCAUUGUGAAUAAAUGUAAUACAAAAUUAAUGUGAUAAAUGCAAUUAAUAAAAUUCAGUGUUAAAGCUAAAGAAUUAAAGUGAUAGUGCUUUUAUCGUUAUACUCACAAUGGAAAUUAAAUAUUUGCUCAAUGAAAAUUAUAAUUGAAGUGACAUUACUAUCCAAAACCUCCUUAAUGUGUAUUACGUAAAAAUGUUGGUCACUACGUCAGCAUUAUUCCUGCAAGAUGCAUGUUCCGGGUGUGCCCCCAGUUCCCUUUUGUUUUUACUAUAUUGGUAGGGAGGCACUGUUACUUGUCCCCCCAGAUUAUUUUGUAUGUAUAUAAUGUUAUUGCCACUCUUGUAUCCCCGCAUGCUGAGUUAAAAGGACCCUAUAGGCUCCCCGCCCACUUCACCUCAUUGAGGUGGUCUGGGUGCAGUAUCCCUGUCCAUUUAAAGGAGCACUAUAGGGUCAGGAACACAAACAUGUAUUCCUGACCCUAUAGUGUUAAAACCACUAUCUAUCCCCCUUUCCCCCUUUGUCUCCCUAAAGAUAGUAAAAUCAUACUUGUAUUCAAGUCUGAAGCUGCUGCCUCUGCCUGUGAACUUCCUCUGACAUCAUCAGAAGUGGUGACAUGUAGGUAGUGGAAGUGCACUCAACCCAACGUCAUGGAAUCCUGGGUGCUGUGCUGGAAACAAGGCAGUUUUAUUGGACCCAAGAACCAGAAAGCAACGUUACGACCCCUUAGGGCCUUUGACAAUCAGAAGUGGUGGCCUGAUCCAAUCACACUGCUUCCCCAUAGGAUUGGCUGAGACUGACAAAGAGGCAGAUCAGGGGCAGAGCCAGCACAAUUCAAACACAGCCCUGGCCAAUCAGCAUCUCCUCAUAGAGAUUAAUUGAAUCAGUGAAUCUCUAUGAGGAAAGUUCAGUGUCUGCAUUCAGAGGGGGGGAGACACUGAAUGUUUGGAUGCAUUUUAGGCAGCGAUGUCCCAAGAAGGAUCUCUAACAGCCAUCUCAGGAUUAGCCAGUGAAGUUAUCACUAGGAUGUAAUGUAAACACUGCAUUUUCACUGAAAAAAUACAGUGUUUACAGCAAAAAGCCUGAAGGUAAUGAUUCUACUCACCAGAACAAAUUCAAUAAGCUGUAGUUGUUCUGGUGACUAUAGUGUCACUUUAACCCUGCAAUCUAAAACAUUGCUAAUUCAGAGAAACAGCAAUGUUUAUUUUGCAGGUGGCCAUACAGCCACUAGAGGCAAUUUCCUGCUGUUUCACAGAAUUUAAGAAGGUGAAACGACGCUGGACGUCCUCAUGAGGGACUUUGGUGCUGGAAUCGGCUACGUGUUUAAAUGGUUUUAAGGGAAACAAAGGGACACUAUAGUGUUAGUAAUACAGUCUUGUAUUCCUAACACUAUAGUGUCCCUUUAAAUGUUUCCCUAGUAUCCUGCCUGACUGCUUGUGCACAGUAGGUUAUUUUUGCUGACUACAGCCUGCAUGGUGUACAUUACUGGUAACAUGGUUUCUGUUUCUCUUUCCUAGUUCUGCUCGGGUAAGGACAAAAUCAGGAGCCAGGACAAUCCAAUUGCACACUGUAUUGUAUGGUGCUCUACUUGCCGUUCCAUACACCGGAUAGGGACAAUAUUCACUGCUGAAAGAUCGUUACAGAGUCUAUACAGAGACUGAGGACUCGUCAUACAUUUACCCUGUACUAUUGUGUAUAAGGUGAAAGCAGGAUGAUGACCAGCACCACUACUGACCAUGUGAAGAUGGAACCUCCCUUUUACCAUGAGGAAACCCUCAACCUCCAGGAUUUUAGUCAGAUCGCAGCAUACAGUGCUGGCUCUCCGGAAGGGACGCCAGGAGCUCUCCGUACCUCUGUGGGGGAGCCUGUGGUCAGAUACCCCCCUGACACCAAACUGAUGAGCGUCAACAUUAUUCUCCAAAGCACUGGCCUAAAGAAGAAGAAUAUAGCUGCAGCCUCUGUGCCUCUACCUGUGCUCCCUGCUGGCUUCUCCGAGGUGAUCACACGUGGUGGUGACACUCUCAAGCUGCUGCAGGUAGGAAAUGGGGGCCCUACCAUCACAGACCCCACUGGAGCUGCCCGGGAAGUGUCGGUGGGGAAUACCCAUACAUCAGCUGUGCCAGCUGUGGUAGACGCAGGAGUCGUUGUGACUGGGGGAAGCGUUAGCAGUGGUGGGGCAGGCAGUUCUGGUGGUAGCUCCUCCAGUUCUGAUCUGUCUCUCCUGCCUAACGCUUCCUCCACAGCUGCCCUGAAUCUGCUGAAACUGUCCCCUCCUGAGCUGGAGCAUUUACUUAUCCAGGCAGCCAGCCCAGGGCUCUCAGCCGCCUCCAGCAGUAGCAGUGCCCCCAGCCCUGCUCCACUUCCUCAACCCCAGGGCACCCCAGUACCUCCUGUCCCCGGUGGCCCCCAUCCCUUCCUGUACCGCAACCAGCAGAUGAUCACACAGGAGCAGGAAGGCUUCGCUGACGGCUUUGUCAAGGCCCUGGCCGACCUCCACAAGCAGAACCAGCUCCUGGGGGCCCCACUGUCACCUACUGCCCUAGCUGCGGGCUCCCCAACAUCCUACCCAGCGCACUCCCUGCUUCCAGCCGGGGAGGUUCCCGUCUACACCAACUUGAGCAGCUUCAACCCAGCCAGUUCCCAGCACAGCCCCCCACUCCAGCAAGCCACCCAGGCACCAUACACUGCAGCAGGGAGCUCAGCUGGGACUGUGCUGCUCCAUUUCCCAGGGCUUCCCCGUCUGCACACUGUAAGGGGGCCCCUGGAUGAGCCGCAGACAGUUCCUGAUGUUUCACAAGGUGGUGCCCAAGGUGGUGGGACUACUGCAGGGAGUAGUGCAGGGGACUCAGGCUCCCAGCCGUCUCUGUCGCCAAUCGACCUAGAGACUCAGGAACGGAUUAAGGCUGAGAGGAAGAGGCUGAGGAACCGCAUUGCCGCCUCCAAGUGUCGCAAGAGGAAGCUGGAGCGCAUCGCCCGCCUAGAGGAGAAGGUCAAGGUGCUUAAGUCCCAGAACUCAGAUCUGGCAUCCACUGCCAGCCUGCUAAGGGAGCAAGUUUCCCAACUCAAGCACAAGGUCUUGAGCCACGUCACCAAUGGCUGUCAGAUUACUGUGGCCAAGAGCAGCCCUGUUGGGGGCAAGGCCGGGGACAGUUCCAGCUGCUGAGAGGCCUCCACAGCAAGACAAAGCUAACUGGGUAUCAGUAUUAGAGUCACUGAGACUGAAACAGUCACAAAUGGGUGAUCCACUGUAGUAGAAGAAGGGUCUGAAGUGCAAACUUUAUGUCGGGCAUGAAUGUUAACAUUUAAAAAAAAAUAAUAUUUAAGCAAACCUAAUGGUUUGAGGGGGGGGGAGGGAACUGGAGGAACAUGUAAGCUUCUGAAGCUGCAACAGUGAAGGAGAUCGAGAAGCCAAUGAGUGAGUGGGAGGCUUACACUGAACAAGUGUAUGUGUCUGAGAAACAAGGCUUGGGCCUGGACUGCUACCUUCUUAUCUGAAAGAAGAGAUUGUGAUACUCACUGAGCAGGGCAUGUUUUCUUUUUCUACUGUUGGUUUCUGGAGAAAAAAAAAUAAAGGUGGCUAUAUACUGAAGAUGUGCUAGAGCAAACAAAAUGCCUGAAAGAUCAACACAAUUAUUUACCAAGAGGACCAUGGAGUGACAAAAUAGCUUUUAAAAAUGAAGCUAGCCAACCCCACCCAGACUUUUUUAUUUUACAACUUGUUGGACCAGUUUGGGAACCCAACCUUGUAUUCAAAAAUGCAAGGGACCUAUGUCUAUUAUUGUGGCUAGUGAAAAGAUUGAAUUUCCUGAUGUUGUUACAGAACAAUAUUUAAUCUUAUUGUUCUAAGCCUGGGUGUGUUACUGGAAGAGAUUAUAUGAGAUGUAAAUAGGAGCAUAACGUAUGCAAAAUAUUUUAUUAUACUGUCCUGUGCCAACAACAUUAUAUAUAAGUUCAGAGUGACCUUAUUUAGCAAAGCAGGCAUUUUGGAUUAUGUGUGUCUGCCUGUUUAAAAGGAACACUUCACUAAAUAACUAAUUUUAUUCUUGUGUUUAUUUUUGAAACCUUCAUAAAAACAGGAAGAAUAGCUUAUCCUCCCAAAUCUGAUUUGAUUGCAUAGAAACAUGAAUUUGUUGCAACAAAAUUAACUAAAAUACUGGAAACCUAUAUUAUGUUUAAUGCCAGCAAAUUGGUGAUGGUAUUACUAAAUUCUGUUCGGGUCUGUCUACUGAUUAUUGUCUUUGCAAAAUCCCACUGAAACUUAAAAGGAGCACUGGCAAAAUGAUAUUUUUGGUUGUUAAAUUAUAGUUAUAUAUAGUUAUAAUUAAAGAGAGGCUGUCGAUUACUUUUAAUGUUUUACUACCAUGUACAUUGAUAAAACUGAGACCGACAUAAAAGAACAUCCAGUGUUGCAAUUUUAUUUUAUGGCAACUACAUGGAUUUAUAAAAUGUAUUCACAAAACAAAGUUCAAUGAUAACUACAAUAAACUCUUUAUAAUAUCGUACCUACCGAGAUGAAGUUUAUGUGAUAUGGUACAAUUAAGGGUCUAUAUUGCAGCUGGUUUUAUGUAGUACACUUUUUUAUUACUUUGUAUUAGGAACAGAUUGGGUCAUUGUGUAAGCAGACUUGGGGGACUUAUUCAGAGUCGCGUCAAGUUAACAGUUUAUGGGCUUAUUCACUAAACAGUGAAAGCUUACACCAAAAUGGCAGAUGUUACUUUGGCCUAGAUUUAUCACAUCAACUCAGCAGAUGUGUGCCCUUAAAAUUAAUCUUGAUAAAGUCGAAAUGUUUUAUAAAAGAAUUUUGUAUAUAAAUGACAUUAGUAGACAGACCUCUAUAGAAUUAAAUGGAAAGUUAUAUUUGCGUAUUACUGAGAAAUUGUGGGGUUUUUUUUAAAUGCACUUAAGUUAACUAAUGGUUGAAAAUUGGGCCAUUUAGACUUGUGAUAAAUGCAACAUGGAUGCCAUCACAAAUUCGAGUUUUAGGCACAGUAUAUUGGUUGAUAUAACAAUGAGUUACUAUUAAGUGCUUUGACCGAGAUUCUAGUUUUAUUUAUUAUACUCAGUCUGAAGCUAGACGUUGAGUAUUAUGUGUCUUGAGAUUUCUUGACAUUGCACUAAGUUUUAGAUGUAUUUUUGUACAACUUAGUUAUGUGUACCUUGCUACGCAAAUUAUUUAAAAUGUUAUUUAAGGAAAAAUAAAGACCACAUCUAAAGAAAUGAUUUUAUGGCUAAAUUGUGGGUAUAAUGGUUUUAAGUCAGGGUCUGACUACAAAAUAUCUUGCGCAGAUAAGCUUUAUCAAAAGAUUGUGUGUACAAAUGUAAAGUUUUACUUUAGAAAUUGGAACAUUUACAUGCAGAGGUGACCAAGCAAUUGAUAUGUAUCACAUUUUGAAGUGCUAGUGCAGCAGCCCAGAUGUUUCAAAACGACAUUAACCUUGAAGGCUGUGUAAGGAUCAUGGGAAACAUAGUUCAUAAACACCCGGAUGCUAAUGGUACCCAUCACUGACUCAGAUCACCUCACAUUACAGAACAAUCCAAUGCUUCUUAAAAAAAAAGAAAAAAGUACAAUGCAGACAUGUUGCCUGGUUACCUCCAUCACAUGUAAACAAAGAUGGUUGAUAUUUGACAGAUUGUUUUUAUGGUAUAUAUUUAUUUUCUAAAUAUAAACUUAAUUGUAUUUUUGCUAGAAUUUGAUAAAUAGUUGUAAAGCUAGUAACUGCACAUUGUAUUCAUUUGCAAUGCAGACAUUUGCGAUUGCCCAGAGAAUGAGUGGAAAUGGUCUUUAAAUGGGAAGUGAAAAUAAAGAAUAUUUCACGUAAAAAAAAAAUCUGCAGAAAUGGGUUUCAGUUUCAAGAUGUGUGAAUUUCUUAAUUUCUUUUCCUUUAUUUUCCAUUCACACUAUGGGCAUUGGUAUUUUAUUUAUUUAUUGAGACUUGAAGAUUUUUUUGGGAUGUCAAGUAAAAGUUAUAUUUUUUAUAAAAAAAAAAAAAGAAAUUAAGAAAAAAACAAAACAGUUUAGAUGAGGCAUGUUUAAAAGGGAAGCACAGUGUACCACAGCUUCCACUCCGUCUCAUUCUCUUACUGUACAUUCCAGCUGGGUGUGCUAUUUGUGAAGUUGAAAUUACAAAUCAGCACUUUGAUAAAUGAAAAGCUAAGGGCUUACAUUUUUUCCUUCAUUAGUUUUCUUCUAAGUUUUUGAACUAGCGUGAUGAUGAUUUUACAAUUAAGACAGUCACAUUGCUGUGGUUACUGUCGCCACAGAACACGCUAAGUGAAAACUUUCAGAGAUGAGUAGGUUUGUUUUUUUUUUAACCUCUUAAGAGCCAAUCGUAGUUUAUAACAUCAUAGCAAUCAGUUCUUUAACAAUCCAACUCCAGAAUGGAAUGAUCCACUCAUUUAAGAACUGUAAAGAGCUACCAUGAAUCAGGAGGACAUCCCAUUUUGGCAAACGGACUUUAGAGACCACAUUGUAUCAUUUAUUCGGUCCUUAAGGGGUUACCAGAUGUUAGAAUUGUCUGUUAAGAAUUUGUUUUACUAUGACAACCUUGCUAUAUUUAAGAAUUGAAGCAAAAAGGGAAUUUAUGCUUUUUUUCCCCUUGCAGGUUUGUUUUUUCGCAGUGGGAUUGGGGUUUGUUUUUUAUCUUUUGAUGCUGUUUAUUGUAGAUAUUACUACAGAUAUAAGUUCAGUUGCAGUGAUCGGCGUAAAUCCCAUACCAGCUCACUUACGGUUAUGUGUAAUGUGUCUUUUUGAAAAUGAUGAGUCAAAGUUAUAUUUUAAUGAAGUUGUAAUACCAGACUCUUUUUUUUUGGCCCUUGUGUUGUGUUGUAUUAAAGUUGAGAAGCACUCAGCUUGUAAUCUAGACCUCACGCUUUUUCUGUAGUAACAAACAUUGUGGAACAAGAAGUAUUCAAGUUUACUGUAAAGUAAUGUUAAACUGUAAUUACUGUUGUGAUAGUGAAUUAUGGAAGUUGUUGUAAAAGCAAAAAGAAGCUUAUACCCAGAAAGAAAUGUUGUUUUGUUUUCUUUGUUUAAAAAACAAAAACAAAAAAAAACGAGGUACUAAAUCAGAUUAUUGUGACGUUGAAAAGUGGAAUCUCUUGUCACUUGCUCAUUUUAUGUUAGUUAUUUUUUUUAGUUGUUUAUCUUUUCUCUUUAAGAACAGUUUUAAUAAAAAGUGAGAUGUUUUCAAAUGGUAAAUUUGACUAAACAACUUCUGCAGCUGGAUAUUUGAUGUAAUAUCACAUGGGUAAUAUAGAGGUAGAUUGUUAUAGCUUCAAUGGAUCCAAUAUAAAAUUUGUGGUGAGAUAACUUGUUAAAAUAAACACAAUGGUCUGUGUAGCAUGUUGCUUCUGAAGUAUUGUUUUGGAAUUCCCAUUGUCAUCUUGUCAUGAUUUACUGUUUAGCGAACAGAUCCCAAAAUCUUUAAACAGUUAACAGUGCACACUUAUAGGGUUAUUGACAAAAUUAUCAGGAAUUUAAACUGAUUUUAUAGGAAAUUUCUAAUUCUAGGCUGGAAUAGCAAAUGAAAAUGAUCUGUUUUGGCCUUUAUUUUUAAAUUCAAUUUGAACUCGCUUUGAAUUCCCAACAAUUGACACAGUGAAUAUUGUGAAAGAAUCUAUAAAUUGUGUAAACAUAAUGUUUGCUUCUGUACUGAUUGUUACAAUCAGUGUCAUGAUAUCAUGAAAGAAUUUCUGAGUGGACUAUUCUGUUGUUAAAAUUUAUUUUCAUAGAUAGAUAUUACUUCUAAAUAUGACACGUUUACUUACCUCACUAACAGGGUUAUUCACUUAAUUCCUGAUUUUAGAAAAUGAACAUUGAACGGGGAAAUUAAGGCUAAUAAUAUUUAGAAGAAAAAUCUCCAACUCCGCUCCAACCCCGGCAGUUUUUGGCUACUGUAAUUUCACUUACAGGGGCUCGGCUACUAGUAGUCAGCUGACGCUCUCAGCCAAUAAGUGACUCCCCAGUCACUACACUGGCUUUGAAAAGGUAUGUUGCUGAGGGGGCUGACACCAGCACCGGAGGCUACUUUGGAGUUAAACUGUUUUAAAUUGAUUUAACCCUAGAAUGUACUAUUUCUCCAAGGGGACUCCUAGCACCAGAAGCCUUCACACCAACUUAAUUUAGAUGCCUAACAUUAUUUGGCUUAUAACUGACUAAUUAAUGCUCCCUGCACUUACAUCAUAGGAGGAAAUGUAUUUAUUUUCUUCUUUGCUGUCCAACCACACGUCAAUUUGUGCAUGAGGCAUGUGCACACUGGCUGGACAUCUCUACCAUAUCUUUCUAUUUAGAGAGCCUGAACUGAGCAGUUCUGAUGUGUGGGACUGUGGCUGGGGCUAUAUAUCUCUUAAAUGUCUGUUGGGCACAACUUAUGUGCACGUGCAUCAUGUUUUUAUUAAGUGUUUUGUGAAUUCACUAGUCAGGUUUCACUUUGGAAAUUGAAUAAAAAUCUUAGAAUUAUCUUCAGUCCAGUUUGAGCAAAUCUCGGACUAAUUGUAGUGGUCCCCAACUCAUUUAGUAACACCAACAAUUCAGGGCUGUUUGCCAUGUCUGCUCCACUGGGGUUACUAACACAAACUGGACCAUAUGUGUCUCAUGUGGACUGGUUUGGAAACCACCACCCAAGUGAAUUGACUGCUAUAAGUCGAGGAGCAGUGGCCUCACAUAUUACUGCUUGCCCGUAAUGUGUAUGAUAACUGUAUUUAUUUGCAUCCUUACAGUUUCCAUUCCCUGUAGUAAUGUAUGAGUUAAUUAAUUUGUCUUCACAGUUUAUAAUAAAGCAGUUGGUUAGUCCUAGAACUGCAUGAACACACCUGUUGUUUUAUAUGGACUUUACACCUAUUAGCACAACAGUGCAAAGUAAUACUUUUGGUUAUAUAAAUAUAACGAAGCAUUAAAGAGGAACUGUCACUUCCUAGUAUUUGUAAUAUUAUUUUCUUAUACCUAUAUUUAGCAAAUGUGCAUUUGUGAUCUGCACAAAAACAAAUUAAAUGUGGAGUUUUAAAGGAUCACUAUAGUGCCAGGAAAACAAACUCAUUUUCCUGACACUAUAGCAUCCAUAGGACCCCCCCAGUUAAAACCCCUUCAGUUACUUACAUUAAUCCAGCGUUGGGCUCCCUUGGUGCUGGUGACCUCGCCUCCCCCGCCGACGUCAGCUCCAAGAGCCGCACGCGCAUUUAAACAGUCCAUAGGAAAGCAUUUUUCAAUGCUUUCCUAUGGACGUUCUGCACGCUGGAUGCGAAUUUCGCAUCCAGCGUCGCAGAAGUGCCUCUAGCGGCUGUCAGGAAGACAGACACUAGAGGCUGGAUUAACCCCAAAUGUAAACAUAGCAGUUUCUCUGAAACUGCUAUGUUUACAUCUGAAGGGUUAAUACCUGGGGGACCUGGCACCCAGACCACUUCAUUGAGUUGAAGUGGUUUGGGUGACUAUAGUGUCCCUUUAAUUAAAUAUGGUUGCAAGUUAGCUCCCUGCCAAUCAUUGUUAUAAGCUCUGCCCUUUGCACCUGGCAGUUGUCAGCCUAGAGAAAAUUUACAAAAAGAGGAGAAAUAAAACAAUGUUUCUAUUUCUCAGAUUUAUUUGCAAUGUUUGCCCUGGAUUAUGAUGUCAUUUGCUAAACCUUUUUUUUUUUUUUUUCUCAAAAGAAACCAGAGCAUUUUAUGGAAAAAAGAUUACCACAAGUUAUAGGUGGUUGUCAAUGUUUUAUUCAAUGGUGUAAUAUUCAGGAAAGUGGAUUUUUGGAGGAGAUUUAUCAGUGUUCUGUUCUAAAAAGUGUGUAAAACUGUAAAAAGAGUGGUGUCAAAAAUGGAAUGUCCCUGCUGGUUCCACUAAUUGCUGGUUGUAAUUGCCCCAAUUUUAGUACAUUAGAUGACUUUUUUUAACAGAACACAUUGAUAAAUCUCCCUCAAUUUAUUAAAGGACCACUAUAGUGCCAGGAAAACAUACUCAUUUUCGUGGCACUAUAGGGUCUCUAGGUCCCCCCCACCCUUAGGGUCCCCCUCCCGCUGGGCUCUAGGGUGAGGAAGGGGUUAAACACAUACAUUUUCUCCACCGGUGGGGACUCUCCGCCUCCAUUCCUCGUCAUCGGCUGAAUGCGCAUGCGCGGCAUGAGCCUCGUGCGCAUUCAGCCAGUCCAUAGGAAACCAUUCACAAUGCUUUCCUAUGGACGCUGGCGUCUUCUCACUGUGAAAAUCUCAGUGAGAAGCGCGGAAGCGCCUCUAGCGGAUGUCAAUGAGACAGCCACUAGAGGCUGGAUUAACCCAUAGGUAAACAUAGCAGUUUCUCUGAAACUACUAUGUUUACAGCAGAAAGGGUUAAUCCUAGAUGGACCUGGCACCCAGACCACUUCAUUAAGCUGAAGUGGUCUGGGUGCCUAUAGUGGUCCUUUAAUACAAAUGAAAACACUCAGAUGUAACACCCUCUAUACUUGUAGAAAAGAAAAAUAAUGUAAACCAGUUCCUUUUAAAAAAUGUUUCAUGUAUGUGAUGGGAUGAUUAAAAACAUCACUUGAACUUUGGUUCCAUGGAUUAUGAAGACUCCAGAAAUAGUCCCUACUUUGUCUCAGUAUAUCUCAUCUGAAAUACUUAUUUUUAAGGAGGGGUGACAGCGCUGCUUUAACCCCUUAAGGACCAAACUUCUGGAAUAAAAGGGUAUCAUGACAUGUCACACAUGUCAUGUGUCCUUAAGGGGUUAAAUUAAAGGGCAAUUCCAGGAUUUAGCGGAAACCUAUUGCUUAUGCAAUAUAUAUAUAAUACUUUGAAAAUAAUACAGAAAAACAACUCCUCUGCAGAAAAUAUUUACAAAAAUAGGCACUUGUAUGGCAUGUGCUUUUCUACAAGUGCUUGUGCAAGCUAUAGUUUAAUGAAUUCAGUGGACCUCGAUGCACUAUAACCUUUACAAGGAAUAUGUGGCGCUUACAAUACCCCUUUAAUUAUUUGAAUAAAUUAUAAGUUUCUUAAGCUAGUAGAUUGUUGUUUAAUUUCUCUUCAGAGCUUUUGUGAGGUUUUGUUUGAAGAGAUUUUGCAUGCUAAAUUUCAAUUGAAGCAGAGAUUUUGUUUUGUAAAUUGAUUGAUUUAAAACUUACAUUCCUUAUGUUUCAAAAUAAGGACCACAAGAAAAAUAAAUUUUACAUUUCUCAAUUCUCCCAUUGAUAGAAGUGUAUAGAAGAAGACGAAAAAAAUAACAAAGUUGUAUGGUUAUGUCCCUGUGUGAGCAUUAAAGGCACACUAUAGGCACCCAAACAACUUCCGCUCAUUGAAGUGGUCUUGGUGCAUAGUCCCAGAUCCCUUAACACUGAAAAGGUAAUAAUUGCAGUUUUUAAUAAAGUGCAAUAAGUACUUUGAAGGGUGAACUACUAGACAGUUGCUAGAGGGACUUCCGGGUUGUUUUGCCUAACUGAUGCUGGACAUCCUCAUACUCUGCUUGAGAACAUCCAGCGUCACCCAAAACCCCAUAGGAAAGCAUUAUAUGGAAAGUCCUAACGCAAGCGUAACACUUGCCGUGCAUGCGCAUUAGAUCCCCACGUCAACGGAGGAGGUGGUGAGGCAGAGCCUGACUUGGAGAUUGUCUAUUUUGACCUUAAAUUUAUAAUUCACUCCCUGACAAUUCUCAUUUUAAUGGAAAAACCCUGGCAAUGUCCUGCAUACAUUUUUCUACAAUCUCAAUUACAUGAUCCUUUGCCUAAUCAAGAACUUUCUUUGAUUAUUCCAAUAAUUCAGUAGGAUUGUUUUGUCUCUAUAUUUCAGUUUGUUCCUUAGCAGUAUUAAAGUGAUAUUAAGAGAGCGUUUAAAUUUACUGAUUUCUCAUUAUGAAGUACAUAAAGUACAAUAAGCUAUCCGUUUCACCUCUGGACCCUUAAAAACAUUAAAUACUAACUAUAGCUAUGGUUCGAUUUUAGGUUGAAAGGGCAAUUAUGGCACUAUUCCAAAAAAAUAUGGCACUAUUCCAAUAUAAACUUGCAGUCUGCAUUUGAUCAACAAGCAUUUAACUACAAUGUUUCUCCUCCUUUUAACUGUUUGUAUGCGGAAUCAUUUUCUGCUGUUUGAAGUAUGUCUGUAAUGUUUUGCAUAUUUAAUAUUUUUAUUAUUUUAUUAUUUAUAUAGCGCCAUCAGAUUCCGUAGCGCUGUACAAUGGGUGGACUAACAGACAUGUAAUUGUAAACAGACAACUGGACGUACAGGAACAGAGAGGUGGAGGGCCCUGCUCAGUGAGCUUACAUUCUAGAGUAUGAUGUGUUGCUUGUUUGUGUACUUCACAUUUGUCAGCCAUUCUCCUCUUUUGUCUUAUUUAACAAAGUUAUGUUGUUGUCUCAUGCUUUUUGAAAAAAAAAAAUAUUAAUAUAGUUAAUGGCAUACAAUGGUUGUAAUUUUUAUUGUUUUAACCCCUUAAGGACACAUGACAUGUGUGACAUGUCAUGAUUCCCUUUUAUUCCAGAAGUUUGGUCCUUAAGGGGUUAAACAGGCAUACAGGCAAACAAAAUAGUUCUUUGCAAUGUAAUGUGUUAGUUUUAGGAGCUCUAUGUUUUAAAAUAAAAAAAAUAAAAAAUCACGUUGCCAGAGAACCUUAUCAAUAUAGGUUUUAUUUUUCUGAAAACUUCAAAUAUUAAAGCCUGUCGAUGUGUAUUUUACCCAAAAAGCACUCGUAUAGCCCUUUUGAAGAAGUAAUUACAAGUUUGCUUGUUAUGUCUGUAUGAGAUGUGUUAAGGCACAUGUGACUUUUUCCAUUAUAGAUUUGUCAGACAGAAAAAAUACAUUUUGCUGCCUUCAUCCCUUAACAUUUUUGUGUGCUUUUAGAUGUAUUUGUGUGUGAGCGUGCAUAUAUAUUAUAUGAGAUAUAUAUCUAUAUCAUUUGAAUCUUGUUAAAAGGGACACUUAAAACAACAUAAAAACCUAUGUUCAUAAUGUAGGUUAAUGUGCAAAGAUGUCCGUCUGUCCCCACAUACCAGUUCACAGUUGCUUAUACCUGCAGCUGUAAUACUGCCUUUUUUGGCCUUCGGUUUACAUGUCCUACUUUUUCAUCCAAAUAUUUUGUACUGGGGCGUCAGUCCACCAACUGUGUACAAGCACAGUCAAUGGCCAAAAUGCACAGUCCCAUUUGCAAAACAAUUAGUAGAUUGGUGCACAAAUCCUUUCCCCUAUGAUGAACAAAUCAAAUUUCUGUUAAUCUAUGCCGAUGUACAUGUGGAAUCGAUUUGUUCAGUCGUAGAUUAACAGGAACUUGCUAUUAUUAUUUAUUAUUUAUAUAGCGCCAUCAAAUUCCGCAUCGCUUUACAAUGGGAAAAAAAAUAAAUACUUUUUUUGUUUCAUCCAUUGCAGAUGAAAAGGACUUGUGCACAAGUCUAAUUAUUAGCUGUUCCCCUCAUCCUAUGUAAUUAAAACAACUACUGCCAAGUGUUGAACUACAUAUCCUAUAAACUCCUGCUGGACAGUGAUUUAAGGGGUAAGCUUAGACUUCGUAGGCUACAUCAAGAAACUGCUGUUUGGUCGAGUGCCUUCUUGGUCUACGAAAGGCUGUUUGUUACUGCAGCUUGCCUAUAAAAAAUGAAAAAGUAGCUUUCAUUUUAUUGCACAUUUUUCAUUAUUUAACUAUAAAAUGCUUUUAACAAUCGGGACCUAGAGUGUACCUUUUAAGCUAUAGUACAUUUAACGUUCCAUGAACUGGUAUUUGACACAUCACUGGUAAGCAUAUCUAGCCAAAGAUCCAUUGUGCUUCAAUGGAAACAAAGACCACCGUGCAUCAGAUUUGCCUUGAACGUUAUAUGCACAGUUAAUCUUCUCAGCUGUCUUUCUUAGGGUAAACAUUUAUAAUUGCAGUAAACCCAAUAGAGUACUGCCAUAUAAACACUGAUACACUGAUGUAAUAUUUCUAAAUGACUCCAAUGACCAUUGCACAGCCAAAUUUAACUGAAGAAUAUCUAACUAUUUAAAGUUAAGAAACUGCUAAAUUUAUUGUCAUACAUAGUAUGUAUUUUUAUUGCUGUUUGUUAUAUUUAAAAUAUAUAUUCAUUGUCAUUUUGUUAAUAAAGUCUGGACUGU